Tribolium castaneum (red flour beetle) is the source of this 442-nucleotide messenger RNA. RefSeq names its product kish (gene ksh). NCBI's taxonomy places the organism in Eukaryota, Metazoa, Arthropoda, Insecta, Coleoptera, Tenebrionidae. The record is from RefSeq and is a predicted model, not a curated record. The transcript has 3 exons. Bases 136 to 354 code for a protein of 72 amino acids. Gene Ontology annotation, biological process: protein secretion; intracellular transport.
UUCUUAAUUUUUUGAAUUCGGCGCCAUUCGAUUGACACGUAAUGGUGGCACACCUAACCUCACUUUUGCCGUUUAUUAUGAAUAACUGUCUCAAGUAAAAAGCCCCAAUUUGUUGCGUGUGAAUCAGUUUAAACAAUGUCAGCCCUGUUCAACUUCCAAAGUUUACUAACCGUAGUUUUGCUAAUUAUCUGCACUUGUGCAUACCUUAGGUCGCUUUUCCCCAGUAUUAUGGACAGAAAUAAAGUUGGGUUAAUGGGUACGUUCUGGAAGUGCGCCCGAAUCGGCGAAAGGAAGUCUCCAUGGGUGGCUGUCGCAUGUUUGAUAAUGGCAUUUUCAAUUUUAUUCGUCAGGUGAAGCGCUUAUCUUUGUACAUAAUAAAACAGUCAUAAAAGUGUCAAGUGAAUGGAUAAAAUUUUAAUAUAAAAGUACAUAUAAAUAUCAA